This is a messenger RNA of Ziziphus jujuba (common jujube), 513 nucleotides long. RefSeq names its product U-box domain-containing protein 38-like. Gene Ontology annotation, molecular function: protein binding. The record is from RefSeq and is a predicted model, not a curated record. NCBI's taxonomy places the organism in Eukaryota, Viridiplantae, Streptophyta, Magnoliopsida, Rosales, Rhamnaceae. Gene Ontology annotation, cellular component: nucleus; cytoplasm. The transcript has 3 exons. Bases 1 to 513 code for a protein of 170 amino acids.
AUGGUUCACAAUCAGAAGUUUGAACUCGAAGAUGGUGCUACCAACAUUGAAGUUUUAGUUUACAGAAUCCUUAUUGGAAGUUCAGUGGCUCAAUCCACAGCUGCAGCUGAAUAUAUUGCUGCUGCAACUGCUUCGAAUCAAGCCUUAUGGCUAAGGAAGUUGUUUGUGGAUUUGAUGGAAAGGCAAGAAGAAGUUACCAUUAUAUAUUGUGGCAACAAAUCCAUCAAGGAUGCUCUCAACGCCCUCUUCAGAAUCGCUCUCUACCCUCUGAAUCGGAGCUUGCUGAUCAAGCUCGGAGCUGUUCCGCCGCUGUUCUCACUCGUUGUGAAGGAUGGCAGGGUCGGGAUCGUUGAGGAUGCGACGGCAGUGGUUGCUCAGAUCGCUGGGUGCGAGGAGAGAGAGGAGGCGUUCUUGAAGGCUAAAGGUGUUGGGCUUGUGGCGGAUUUGCUGGACCCUUCAAAGGGUUCGAGCUUGAGAAGGAAGGAGAAUGCAGUUUGUGAGAGAGAUGUUUAA